Pediculus humanus corporis (human body louse) is the source of this 1842-nucleotide messenger RNA. RefSeq lists its product as uncharacterized. Lineage: Eukaryota; Metazoa; Arthropoda; Insecta; Psocodea; Pediculidae. The transcript has 3 exons. Gene Ontology annotation, biological process: vesicle-mediated transport. Gene Ontology annotation, molecular function: guanyl-nucleotide exchange factor activity. Gene Ontology annotation, cellular component: BLOC-3 complex. The coding region runs from base 1 to 1842 and encodes 613 amino acids. The record is from RefSeq and is a predicted model, not a curated record.
AUGCAGUGUUUAUUGAUAUUUGAUCAGUUAAAUGAUAUUUUAUUUUGUAAAUGUAAUAAAAAAUUCAUAAAGCAUGCAGUUAAAGUAGCCAAAAAUCAGGGAUUGUUACAGGAUAACGAUUUGGAAAAUUCAAAACAGUCAAAAUUAACAUCGAAUGUUGUCAUACAGUUAUUUUCACCAAUAAUAGCAUCACAGAGAUUGAUGACUUGUCAAUUUGGAAAUUCAUAUUCUUCGAUACAGUGCGAAGAUAAUGUUAAUUUGGUGUUCAACGAAUACAUGGGUUAUUUAUUUGUACACAUAGGAACACAUUCUGUGGAACUUUUACACAGGAGUUUAGGAAUUUGCAUAACAUUUGUCAAACAUUUAUGUGGACCAAACAUUCCGAUUCUCAAAACAAACGAAUCGAAAACAAAUUUGCUCUCUAAACUUCUAGACACAUGGUUUCAUCUGAGAGAAAAAGAUCAAUCUGUUUUAGUAGAGGCAGUCGAACAACUCCUUGUUAACAAUGAAUUAAGUGUAACAACUUUAAAAACUCUACAGGAUGCUGUGAAUAAAUUACAACAGCAAACAUCUUUUUCUAAAAUUCACGGGCUUUUGCUAGUUAAUAAUAAAUUUGUUUCAUUGUAUUCUAGUCGUAGUGCAGAAGAUCUCAUUCCAUCGGAUAUAAUUUUUUUAGGAAUAUUAGUCGAGAGUUAUGGUUUAUCAAAUAAAUCAUGCAAGCAAGAAAAAUUCAUAAAUGAACUCUCUUACAAUUUCCACGCGAACGAAAAUCAAACAAAUGGAAAACAACAGCAUUUAAAUAAUGAUGACGUCAAUAAUGUACACAGUCACGUAAUAUUAAUGUCGGAAAAUCGUCCUUAUGCCGUACACGUGUGUCGUUUAGAUGAAAACGUUUAUUUUUUAUUACUUUUUGAAAUCGGAAGUAAUUCAAUAUCGAUGGGUUUAAACGAUGCAUUUUCCGCAUUGAACGCUUUGCAAAAUUUACAAUUACAAAAAGACAUGGAAGGUGUGAGACACGCGUUCGAUUUUUUAGAUUCCGUGCUACAGAAAAACAUUCAAACCAUUUGGAGUUUCAUAAAGAAAAAAUACACGGAAUUUAUUAAAUAUCCCGAUUCGGAAUGCGUUAUACAAAUCGAAUCGAGCACUUCGAGAUUUCUCGAUUGUCUCAAACAAUUAUUGGAAAUAACGUGUUUGGACGAAUCCGUUUUACAUAAUAACAGAGCCGUGAUUGAGGGAAUUUGCGAAACGGCCAAAACGAAACUCAAAGAUUUUAGCGAAUUUUUAAAAGUCAAAGCGCUUAGAAAUUUCACUCUCACGUCGAGAGCUUCCCUAACGAUAAAUAAAUACCUGGAAGAAUUUCCCGGACUCGUACAUUUCAUUUACAUAGAUCGUCAUUUGCACAGGUUGACGGCUCCCACGUUGAAUUUCACAUACGAGGAAACGGCCGUUUUGACGAAGAAACAACUUUGGUCAAUGGUAGAUUAUUCGAGAUCGCAAUUACGAGACGGUCAUUUUUCAAUCAUGUGGAAAGACACGACUUUCAAUUACGCGUAUUUUCUAUGGUUCGAAAAACCCUCGGGAUCUCCUCUCAAACCCAAAAUAUAUCCGACAUCUUUGAUAAAAAAUUUCUCCCCCCCAGGAAUAUUGAUAGAAGAUUUUUACAAGAGAUUAAUCGAAGCUUGCUUUCCGAAAAUGUCUUCGCGUGACGUGAGGUGUUACGAAUUAUUUUGCAUACAUUUGGGUUUGGCAACGUCCUCGUGCGUUUUAGAACAUUCUAGAAGAUUAGCGGCAACCAUAUGGGAAGUCACGGGUCUUCCCGUUAAUCCGGUUGAUUUUCUUUAA